Molecule: messenger RNA, 1056 nt
Organism: Brassica napus (rape)
Lineage: Eukaryota; Viridiplantae; Streptophyta; Magnoliopsida; Brassicales; Brassicaceae
Exons: 6
Coding region: 1-1056 (351 amino acids)
Source: RefSeq, a predicted model, not a curated record
AUGGUUGUCGUACAUGCGUAUCAUCUUCUUCAGCUCCCGGUUCUUCCGGAUACUGUCCCCGACUCUCAGUCCUCUCAGAGAGUCUCCCAGUCGCCUCCUUUUGUUGUACCACUGGUUCCUCCGUUUGCUUCACCACAUGUGCAUCAUGAUCAUGUUCCAGAGGAGGUGCCUCCUGCUCCUGCAGCCGGGAUUCAUCCCGAUUUGUUGGUGCCGCCGAGUGCGCCUUACACUAUUUACACCGUCGAGGACCUUCUCGCUCAGCCAGACAGAGAAGGUUUACCAGUCUUAGGCCCCGACCGACCUGAAAAUACUUUCUGGUUUGGGGUUGACGGUUGUGUCGCUCGGACCGUAACCGAGGCGAUCAAAGGCUACUUCUCCGAGCCACAUCCAAACUGGAAAAUAACGCCGGACUACAUCAGAAAGACGUGGUUCAAAUGUUCGUUCAAAAUUGCAUUGGUCCAUAGGGGUGAACGAGAAGGUGAAGAAAGCGUUUAUCUCAAAGGCGAAGAAAGCGUUUAUCUCGAAGGAGAAAGCUCGAUUGGUUAUGAGCACGGGAAACCCGCUGAGAUCACUCAGGAUGUGUGGGAUGGCCUCAUCCGUUAUUGGAACAUGCCAUCAUUGAUUAGAGCCUCCAACAGUUGCUCUGCUUCCUGUCUAACGAAAGAUGAGCAUGUCAACUUGCCGAUGAUUCACUCUACGGGUCAAAAACCCCAUGCCGGUAUCCGUCUAGAGAUGGCCAAAGAGAGGGGAUUUCUACCAUCUCUUAAGAACCUUUACGAGAGGACCCACAAGAGCAAGGCUGGGAAAUUUGUAGAUCUCAGGUCUGAGCAGAUCUACAACGACGUGGUUUCUCGGAUUGAAGAGCGCCAAACCCAGCUGACCCAGCAGUCCCCCGAUGGAAUACCCGUCACAUUGUCCACACCUGAAGUAGAUAAGAUUUACGAGAAGGUCAUCCCUAAGAAAAAGGGACAUACGUUGGGGAUCGGUUCCAUUAACAAUGUCCCAAGAGCGACAUCGUCUUAUGGUCAGAGACGGGGAGAUGAGACUCCUCAGUGA